Messenger RNA from Penicillium lagena, 339 nucleotides. Its product is annotated as Endonuclease/exonuclease/phosphatase. The record is from RefSeq and is a predicted model, not a curated record. NCBI's taxonomy places the organism in Eukaryota, Fungi, Ascomycota, Eurotiomycetes, Eurotiales, Aspergillaceae. The transcript has a single exon. Bases 1 to 339 code for a protein of 112 amino acids.
AUGAUCCACGUUUAUGUGCGUCGCGAACGCAGCCAGCGCCGCUGGCGUCUCGCGCACUUCCUGGUAUCCAUCGUGGUUUCCAUCGGAUGCAUGGUCGGUGUAUGGUGGGUCGGCAGCCGCACGUACAUCGGAUUCGUGUUGGUGUUGGUGAGCACGCUGAAUUUUGGCGCGGGCAUUCUCGACGGCUUGAUUGGGGGGCUGUUUGUGUCGAGUGAGAUACGUGCUCUUAAAGAAUUUGAGUGGGAGGUCGCUAAUGCGAAGAGAUUGGUUAUGGAAGCUGAGGCUGGUGCAGGCGCUGGUCGUCUUUCUGGUGAGACCGAGGGACACAAGGCUGAAUGA